Pelodiscus sinensis (Chinese soft-shelled turtle) is the source of this 7574-nucleotide messenger RNA. Lineage: Eukaryota; Metazoa; Chordata; Testudines; Trionychidae. The record is from RefSeq and is a predicted model, not a curated record.
GUUCUCUAAUGAUCUUGCUUCACCAUGGCAACCAAUAUGGAGGUGCUGGCUCAGCAGAUAAUGGAGACACAGCAGGUGGCUGAGGAAAUGCACCGUGGUAACAUAGUAUGAUGGUUGUAUCUUGCCACUGGAGAGCUCGGUCCUUCCCAAGAGCAUGUGAAGCUCUGUGAUUUCUUCCUGUCCGGUGCAGACUGUUCAGACAUCAUUAUCUGAAUCUCCAGUGAUGACCAGCCCCUCUCAACGCAUCCAAAUUAUCUCUACAGACUCUUCUGUAGCUUCACCACAGCGCAUUCAGAUUGUGACAGAUCAGCAAACAGGACAGAAAAUUCAAAUAGUGACAGCAGUGGAUUCAUCAGUGUCUCCAAAGCAGCAAUUUAUCUUGGCCAGUCCUGAUGGAACUGGAACAGGGAAGGUGAUAUUGGCAGCACCUGAAACAUCUAAUGCCAAACAACUUAUCUUUACCACCACCGACAACAUUGUGCCAGGUAGAAUUCAGAUCGUGACAGACUCUGCUUCAGUAGAACGUUUAUUGGGUAAAACUGAUGUCCAGCGACCACAAGUAGUAGAGUAUUGUGUUGUUUGUGGAGAUAAAGCAUCAGGUCGCCACUAUGGUGCUGUCAGUUGCGAGGGAUGCAAAGGUUUUUUUAAAAGAAGUGUAAGGAAGAAUUUGACCUACAGUUGUCGUAGCAACCAAGAUUGUAUCAUCAAUAAACAUCAUCGGAACCGUUGCCAGUUUUGUAGGCUUAAGAAGUGCCUAGAGAUGGGCAUGAAAAUGGAAUCUGUUCAGAGUGAAAGAAAGCCUUUUGAUGUGCAACGGGAGAAACCAACCAACUGUGCAGCUUCAACUGAAAAAAUCUACAUCAGGAAAGACCUAAGAAGCCCUCUUAUAGCCACUCCAACAUUUGUAGCAGAUAAAGAUGGGGCCCGGUCAACAGGACUUCUUGAUCCAGGGAUGCUUGUGAAUAUUCAGCAGCCAUUGAUACGAGAUGAUGGUACAGUCCUGCUAGCUACAGACUCCAAGGCUGAGACAAGUCAGGGUGCUUUAGGAACACUGGCAAAUGUUGUAACAUCCCUUGCCAACCUCACUGAGUCACUUAAUAAUGGAGAUACUUCUGAAAUCCAGCAAGAGGAUCAAUCUGCAAGUGAGAUCACUCGGGCAUUUGAUACUUUGGCUAAAGCACUUAAUACCACUGAUGGCACAGUAGCUCAGAACUUGGCAGAUGGGAUGGAUCCUACAGGAGGAGGGAAUAUUCAUGUAAUCAGCAGAGAUCAGUCAACACCAAUCAUUGAAGUGGAAGGACCCCUACUUACAGAUACACAUGUCACAUUUAAGCUAACAAUGCCUAGUCCAAUGCCAGAGUACCUUAAUGUGCACUACAUCUGUGAGUCAGCUUCACGUCUGCUUUUCCUCUCAAUGCACUGGGCUAGAUCCAUCCCUGCUUUUCAAGCUCUUGGACAGGACUGUAACACAAGCCUAGUUCGUGCCUGCUGGAAUGAACUGUUUACCUUAGGCCUAGCACAAUGUGCACAGGUGAUGAGUCUGUCUACUAUCCUAGCAGCUAUCGUCAACCACCUGCAGAACAGCAUACAAGAAGAUAAGCUUUCCGGAGACAGGAUAAAGCAAGUCAUGGAACACAUCUGGAAACUUCAGGAGUUCUGUAACAGCAUGGCCAAGCUUGAUAUUGAUGGAUAUGAAUAUGCAUACCUUAAAGCUAUAGUCCUCUUUAGCCCUGAUCACCCUGGUCUGACAAGUUCAAGCCAAAUAGAAAAAUUCCAAGAGAAGGCACAAAUGGAGUUACAAGACUAUGUCCAAAAAACCUAUCCAGAAGAUACUUAUAGGUUAGCCCGGAUUCUAGUUCGCCUGCCAGCACUUAGACUGAUGAGCUCUAGUAUUACAGAGGAACUUUUUUUUACUGGUCUCAUCGGAAAUGUUCCGAUUGACAGCAUAAUCCCAUAUAUCCUCAAAAUGGAAACUGCAGAGUAUAAUGGUCAAAUAACUGGCACGUCUGCAUAAUGGGAACAAUUCAUCUUGAUGAAUCAAAGUAAUUUUAAUAAAACAAGUAACUACACAAUUAAGAGAGAUAAGUUUUAAAAAAUGACAUUUUGGUAUGUACAAAUAUUUCCAACAUGUUAUCAGUUUCCUACCAGACUGCUCCUUGUCUAUUUAUCUCCAAUGACAAAGUAUAAAAAGCUAUUCAAACACUUCCUACUAGGACCCUUUCUGCCAUAAGGAGUGUUUUGAUGCCUUUCAUUCAAAAGGCUAUAGAUUACUGAACAUACUUUUAAUGUGCUUUGUAUUUAGAAAUUAUUAAUGGGCAAAAAUAGAGUUUUAUAAUGUCAGAGAUUAGUAUUAAAAUUGCUAAAAGAAGAACAGUAUGUAUAUAUUUAAUUUUUCCUUGGAAUUAAGAUCUAAUAAUUACCAGGGUAUAAUGAUAUUAGCACUUUCUAAGCACUUGUCACAUCGAUAAUGUCAUCAACAUUCUACAUAUGAGCAGGACAAAUGGAAAAAUGCAUAUGUUUUUGGUCAAAAAGCUAUUGAUUUCUGUGAAGGCUACAGGGAGACAAUCAUUCGUACUACAAAAAAUUGCUAUUAGUAAUGUUAUGCAUUUAAUGGUAACAUGGAACUUUAAAGCAAAUUUCCACACUGUUAGCAUUAAACUGCUAAAUUAUUGAAAAUGUGGUUUAUUUGACAAAAGUAUAAUGACUACAGUAUAAAUAGCAACAUUAACAAAUGCUACAGAAAUUGCUCAAAUUGGAAGGUAGAAUUUCUUGCCGUAGUAAUGAUGAAAAUUUCAGCUUCCUUAAAGUUUAAAUUCCAACCUGGAAUAGAACACAGUCAUGAUAGAUAUUAUUCCAUCAGUAUGCCUUUUGAUUGUGGGAAAAAUCAGUCAUUAACUGGCAGGGAAGCAAUCCUUUCAACUAGAGUCUUGCAGUCUAUGCUCUCUAUACUUUUUAUAUUUCCAAAUUCAUUCCUUCUCUCUUCAGCCCUAAAUGACCCUCACCAUCAUAGGAGCCAAAGGGGAUGGUUAUGACUAUGGUAAAGCCCAUAAUGCUGUUGUAAGCUAAAGGGAUAAGUGCACAAUAUGAGGUUUUCUUCCAUCCCCAGAGACUAAGAAGCCUGUCUUCUGCAGUGUUCCCUAUCCUGAUUCCAUUCUAAAUUGGCGUGUCAGCCAGGUUUUUUAUAUUCAUUCAUAUGCAGUUACAGUUAAUGACCGAUUGUUUGGAGUUAAAAUAUUAAACUAUCUUUGUUUUUAUCUUGGGUAGUAACCUACAAGUUGUUUUCUAGGAUUGGCCUGUUCCUGCUAAUAUUUCAUUAAUUUUAAUGUAAAAUAUUUAUUUUAAUAUUAACACAGAAUAUUUUAAACAAUCAAAAUUCAUAAAAAGCAUUUUGUCAGAAGAGUUAUAUCUUCAUUGAGCUGAUUCUUGCUUAUUACAUACAUUCAUUAAUUACUUUAAUGAAUUUCUUGGCAGUGUCAUUUUCUACUUGCAUACUUGUGUGUGACAAAAAUAUAAAUAAUGAGUUCAGCAUUUUUUUGUUUCUGGUAUUGACAUCGAUUUAGAAACAUUCCAGAAGGGUUGGUUGCUCUCUCUCAAGGGUCUGAGCUAUAGCCAAAGGAUUUUAAGCAACUCCAGGUUAGCCUAUUAAUGUAUUAUCAAGUCCUGUCUUGGUACAAUUCACAUCUGAUGUAAGUAUCUCAUUUGUAACACUCAUUCUGACAAGUACAACUAUGUGAUUUUAGAUCAUAUGUACAUUAAAUUCAGUUGCAUUCACCAUCUUUAUAACAUUCAGAAACCUUGGUUCUCAAAAAGGGUGGUAUAGACAGAAUGCAGAGCAAAGGCAGACAUCUGAAGUAUUGCACCAUCUUCUUCCUAGGCUUUUAUUAUAGUAAAUGAAGUGACAAAAGGCCCUACGUUUUGAACUUCCUUAGGCCAACUGGAAUGCAGACCUAAGCCUUAGCCAUUAUAUUAUAGUAUCACUACUUGCAGGGUUGUGUCAGCGCUUCCAACAUAAAACCCCUGUUUAAAGGGUUUAUUUGUUGGUCUUAGAAAUUAGUUGCAGUCUGAAUUUUAACAUAUAAGGUACUUGCCUUGGAAACAGAAUUUCAAAGAAAAGUUAUAGCCCUUUUCUGUGCAAAUGUGAAUGUUACAGGUUUACUGUUUUGCUUGUUCAUUUAAAAAUUUAGAGUACACAUUAAACUGUUUUUGUAGGGGGUUAAUUGCAGAUUAGCAACUGAUGUAACUUAAUCACUUGUAAUAUUUAGUAAAAAUUAUUCCAGCAGUCAAAUAAGCAUUGCUGGAGAAGUGUGAAAUAUUCAUAACCAAAAAAUAUACAAAACCAAUUUUAUUGUAAGUUUGAGAUCAUUUUCAUAAACAUGUUGAACAUGUACAUUUCUCAAGUAAAGGGUCUCCUUUGCUAGUAAAGAUGAGCACAGAUUUGAGUAAAAAUGGCUUCUGUGUUGAAAACAUGCAAAAAUUUGAUUGUUUUUUUUCAUUGUGAAAAUAGUCAUUUUGAAAAAGAAAACCCACAUAAAGUUAAGCUGUCGAGCAAAAUUUAUGCAUUAAAUUUUAUAAAUAAAAAAUGGUGAAUUUCACACAGCUCAGUUAACAUGUAUAGAAUGCAUUCUGUAAACAUAGGGCUAUACCAUUUGUACAUUAUUCUGCAGGUAGUCUCAUGGACUUACGUAAGACUUGCGUAGAAUAAAAUGAUACUUAGCGUGAGUGUGGGUAUUGCCAUCGGGCCCAUACUUACGGUUUACUUUUUAAAAGUGUAAAUGCAUUUAAGGAUAGUGUGAAGCAGUUCCAUAAUUAAACUUUUUAUUUUAAAACCUUAAAUUACCACCUUUAAACUAUGAAGACUCUGUUCAUGUAGCAUCAUUGUCAUGGUUUGUGAGACCCAAACUAAUCUGUCCCCCAUGUAAUUAAAAAAUGUUUUCUCUGAACAUACGUUAUUUUGAUUCUAAGACAAGCAGUUUAGAUGGUAGAAGUUUGGACAGCAGAUAGUGGAUCUCACAGCUUAGGAGAUAUUCAGGUUCCCAGCUAUUUGAAUACAAGUUACAGAUAACAGGAUAGGUGUGAAUAAUAAGCUUCAGGCUUCUUUUUUCACAUGCUGUUCAAGAGCUAUAAUUAACACUGAGCCAAGGAAUUGGUAUGCUUUACAGUAGGUCUACUCAACUCUGGAAGCUCCGGGGGCCACAAUGAUACUCACAGCACAUGCUGAGGGCUGCAACUUAAGUGUGAUUGCAUAUACAUGCAAAUAUAUAUGUAAAUAUACGCAAAUAGCUUAUUUCACACUGACGGGCAUGAAUACAAAGAUUACGGCAAGACUACACAACAUGCAGAUCCCAUUUAAGUCAGUUCUGCUAAUAUUAGUACAAUUCAAUAUUUACUCUAUUUCUACCAAUAUGACAGCACUUUUAAUGAGCAAUGACAGUCCAGGAAUUUAACUUCUAAAACGCAUAUCAAUAGAAGAUCAUUAUAUUGACUUUUUUGUUUUGACUCCCACCUGUGGGCCACGUGUUGAGCCCCAUGUAAACCCAAACUGCACAGCGAGCCGUAAAGAAACGUCCCACAGGCUGCAUGUGGCCCCCUGGCCAUGUGUUGAGUAGCCCUGCUUUACAGAGAGCAAUGCUGUAAAACAGUCAUUUACAAUAUUAUUGGCCUAUUAAAAAGUAUGAGCCAAACUCCAGUGUGGUGUGGCUUUUUUACACCAAACCACUGAGAUAAUCUAGCUGUGAAGCCAUCUCUCCUGGCUCCAGAAGGACUAUCCUAAUAUAAGGCUAAUCUACCAGAAGCAUAGAACUGAUUUAUGCUAUUCCAGCCACCUAUUACUGGGAUAGCAGGGGGGAAAGGCAUGGCUUGGGACAGUGGGGCAUAACCAAGUUGUUCCUGUAUUAUUCUAAUCAUUGGCCAUAUUUUCAGCUCCUUGUUCCCAUUGCAACUCUUGUGCUCCUUUAAUAUAGCUCAGGAAAUUAGCUUCAUACAGCAGCUUCCAAGAUCAUAAGAGUGUAAAGGUAAACUUUGUCAACUUUGCACACCAUUGAAUAAAACUCUUCACAGAUUGGCUGCCACAUAGGACCUGAUCCUCUAUGUUCAGACAGUAAAUUCCUUGCCUAUGUUAUUAGUAAUGCACUUGAUUGUUAAAAUUGAAAGCAUAUUACAAAUGUUAUUUUUCUGCCAUUUAUUGGCUUGUUUAUGUGCAUUUUUGUAUUGUAAAUAUAGAUUGGGAAUAUUUUUGUUUUUCUUUUGAAAUAAUGACAAUUAUUGGAAACAUUUGUGUUAAUGUUAAAUUUGGUAAAAAUUUAGUAUUGCAAAGCUAAUUGUGUGGCCAAAUUUGACCUUGCAAAAUUAGGAGCCAAAGUAACAAAGCCUGAUAGUGAUUCUAGAAAACCUUGCAUCCAACUAAAGUUCCUGCUACUCUCUCUGAUUAUCUUCAAAACCUGCUAAAGUCUCAUUGUGCUGCUUUCAAACGUAAAUUGUUUUUAAGUGUCAUGGUGGAUCUAGUUUGACCAUCCAUAUAUAGCAGUAAGACAGUUCAUACAAAAACUCUCUGUUGGCUGAUAUUGUUCUGAAUGCAGUGAGUGAUAAUAGUCCAAUAACUCCCAAAGCUGUUGACUAUCAGGAUAUGCUGUCUGUUUUCCCAUUCUUUCAAGAAAAAAUAUGAGUUUGGAGUUUGUAUGUGAGUAUAAAGGAAUGGUUAUUGGCAAUUACAAAAGGUUAAUUUGAGUAAGCAAUAUUUGGAUAUUUUUAAAAGAUUUUUAAUUGUUUUUAUUGUAUAUGAACCUAAAACAAACCGAUAUAUUUAAAAUAUCUAAAUAAGAGCAAUUCUCCUUAGUUACACUGACUGGUCAAACUACAAUCAGAACUAACAUUAGAUUAUUUUCCUUUCCCUUCAACUAUUCGUAGAUUAGAACUCACCCUUGGAAGCCAGUGGCGUUACUCUGAUAUAAAACUGGUGGAUGGGACAGAAGAAACUGAGCCCAGAUCUUUAGCUACGAUACACAAAUCCAGAUUUUGAUUAAUCUUUAAAUGGUUAGAAUGUAGACAAUGGUUAAUUUAUAUGCAGCAGAAAACUGAUUGCUAGCCAAUGGAAGUUUUGGCUGGCUGCGUAGUCACAGAUGGCAAGACUCGUCAUUGACCUCCAGCCCCCUUGCACCAUCGUUCCUGACACAGAUGGGGUAUAAGGCAGGCAUAAAGUUUACCAAUGAAUAGCAUUAGCUCAAGAAGGCUUCUAUGUCAGCAGCAGAGAUGGGUUUCCUCUCCCCUCACCCCUAGAAGCCUUUCGCUCAGGGUGUGUUCUGGAGUAUAUUGGGGUACGAGGAGGCAUAGCCAGAGCACUCCUUGUUCAAAGAGCUGACUGACAAUGCCACUGUGAAUGGGUUUCAGCAAGGAAGAGGGGAGCCUGCCAAGCUAGGCUUCAUCUACAUUGCAAGCUUCUUGCGCAAGAACCUUUUGCAGAAGAGAUCUUCCGCAAAAACUUCUUGCACAAGAGCGCGUCCACACUGCCAUGUGCUUUUGCGCAAGACAGCGUCCACGCUGUCAUGAGCUCUUGCACAAGAAAGCUCAGAUGGGCAUUC